This is a messenger RNA of Rattus rattus (black rat), 2179 nucleotides long. It is a transcript of the gene Plk5, whose product is annotated as polo like kinase 5 (inactive). The transcript has 15 exons. The record is from RefSeq and is a predicted model, not a curated record. The coding region runs from base 78 to 2120 and encodes 680 amino acids. Gene Ontology annotation, biological process: protein phosphorylation; mitotic cell cycle; regulation of cytokinesis. Gene Ontology annotation, molecular function: protein serine/threonine kinase activity; protein binding; ATP binding. Lineage: Eukaryota; Metazoa; Chordata; Mammalia; Rodentia; Muridae. Gene Ontology annotation, cellular component: cytoplasm; nucleus; spindle pole.
CAGCGGCAGCGCUGCAGGCAGCACUGGCUUGCGCAGUUCCCGCGCGCGCGCUGCGCACCCAGGCCCACCCCGCGUCGAUGGAGCCCCGGUUGAGGCGGCGGCGGAGCCGCCAGCUAGUGGCCACCUUCCUGCGUGACCCGGGCUCAGGGCGCGUGUACCGGCGCGGGAAGCUGAUCGGCAAGGGCGCCUUCAGCCGCUGCUACAAGCUCACGGACAUGUCCACCAGCGCGGUGUUUGCUCUUAAGGUGGUGCCGAGGGGCGGAGCGGGGAGGCUGCGCCUGCGCGGGAAGGUGGAGCGUGAGAUCGCCCUGCACAGCCGCCUGCGCCACCGCAACAUCGUGGCCUUCCACGCACACUUUGCUGACCGCGACCACGUGUAUAUGGUGCUGGAGUACUGUAGCCGCCAGUCCUUGGCUCAUGUGCUGAAAGUGCGGCGGACCCUGACGGAGCCUGAAGUGCGCUACUACCUUCGGGGCCUGGUCAGUGGCCUCCGCUACCUGCACCAACAACGCAUCGUGCACAGGGACCUGAAACCCAGUAAUUUCUUCCUUAACAAGAACAUGGAAGUUAAGAUAGGUGACCUGGGGCUGGCUGCCCGUGUGGGGCCCGCUGGCCGCUGCCACAGGGUGCUCUGUGGGACUCCGAACUUCCAGGCUCCUGAAGUGGUGUCCCGAAAUGGACACUCGGCCAAGUCUGACAUCUGGGCCCUGGGGUGCAUUAUGUACACGGUGCUGACGGGCACGCCCCCCUUCGCUGCCGCACCCUUGUCCGAGAUGUACCAAAACAUCCGAGACGGUCACUACCUUGAGCCCACUCAGCUGUCACCCAGCGCCCGUAGCCUCAUUGCACGACUUCUGGCACCGGACCCUGAUGAGCGGCCCAGCCUGGACCACUUACUGCAAGAUGACUUUUUUAGUCAGGGCUUUACCCCAGAGCGGCUGCCUCCACAUUCCUGCCACAGCCCACCCGUGUUUGCCUUCCCCCCGCCACUGGGCAGGUUGUUCCGGAAGGUGGGCCAACUCCUGCUGACCCAGUGCCGGCCGCCCUGUCCCUUUACCUCAAAAGAGGCCUCAGGCCCGGGAGAAGAGAGCACAGAACCCGACCACAUGGAGGCCAGCAACGAGGAAGGGGCUCCUCUCUGCACCGAGAGCCGAAUCCACCUCCUCACUCUUGGAACCCCUCGGACUGACCCGGCCGAUGCGAAGGGGACCUUGGCCCUGCAGCUGGAGGUGGCAACCAGAAAACUGUGCCUCUGCUUGGAUGCAGGACCUGUGGGUAGGACGGCCACCCCAAAGUGCAGGACUGAGGCAGCCUGGAGGGGCCCUAAACCAGCUGGACAGGACCCCCCUGGGGAGCAGCGCUCUGUCCUCUGGGCUCCCAAGUGGGUGGAUUAUUCCCUCAAGUAUGGCUUCGGUUACCAGCUGUCGGAUGGGGGCAGUGGCGUGCUGUUUCGGGAUGGCUCCCACAUGGCCCUGCGCCCCCCAGGAGGCCAUGUCUCCUACCAACCUGACCAAGGGACUCUGUGGAUCUUCGCCCUGAGGGACGUCCCCGGCCCACUCCGCGCCAAGCUGGCCGUCCUGAGGCUCUUUGCCUGCUACAUGCAGCGGCGUCUGCGGGAGGAGGGGACAGCGCCCAUGACGGCCACACCCGCCUCUCCUGACUUCUGUCUGCUGAGCUUCACCGCUGAUGCCCAAGCUCUGGCCAUGCUCUUUAGCAAUGGGACAGUGCAGGUGCCUAUCCUGAGGGUGACCACUGGGGCUCACCUUGACCUUGGUCUCUCUCUCCCAGGUCAGUUCCAAAACCUCCCCACUCCAGCUGGUGCUGAGUGGGGAAGGCGAGGACUUUCUGCUCACCAUCCAGGAGCCAGGGGGACCCAGCAUGGGCACCUCCUACACGCUGGACGUCCUGCGGAGUCACGGCGUCAGCCUCGCGGUCCGCCACCACCUGCGCCUUGGACUGCAUCUGCUUCAGAGUGUCUAAGGAGCCGGAUGGAGGUUGGGGCGGACCUCUGCGUGAUGGUGCUGGUGUCUGUUUCCGUCUGCGCUCCUCCGCCACAGCCAGUGUCUGUGGAGGGUGGACACAUUGGGACCUCUGAUGGGUGGGCGUCUUUGAUUAUUUGACUACUCAAGGUAGACUUUUUUUGGAUUUUCAUUAAAGAAAACAGAACCCUUUAAACUGC